This is a messenger RNA of Asterias rubens (European starfish), 1279 nucleotides long. RefSeq lists its product as uncharacterized. NCBI's taxonomy places the organism in Eukaryota, Metazoa, Echinodermata, Asteroidea, Forcipulatida, Asteriidae. The transcript has a single exon. The coding region runs from base 75 to 1019 and encodes 314 amino acids. The record is from RefSeq and is a predicted model, not a curated record.
UAACAAGGGAUACAUGCACUGAAGUUCUGCAAACAUUUCAUCAUCAGAAAAAAUUUACUGGCUCACCGGUUUUGAUGAGCGACUUGAAACUCCGCAAAAAAGACAACCUCCAUGAACUUAAGAACUUUGAUCCAAGGCCAGUGGAGUUCCGAAACAGGCCUGGAUAUCCAGAUUUAUUCAGGAGUGUUUGGCUCAACUCUUCUGCAGAUGAUCUACCGAUACGGCAAAUGUAUGCACCAGCAAACAUCAUGGCCAUCAACAAUGACCACGAUUAUCUACAGAAAACUCCAGAAGAAUACUUUCUUGACGAGUUAGAUGUGAUUACCAUUAGUGAGCAAAAACGAGCACAGACUGAAGAGGCAACGCGAGGGCAGAGUUCAAAUAAAGUUUGGAUAAGGGAAAGAGAAAAGCGCCUUCAUGCUUCCAGCUAUGGUAAAAUUUGUAAAGCAGGUCCAAGAACAGAUUUAAAUAAAAUGGCGCAAUCACUCACAAAUACUGAGACUUUCACAAGUAAAUACACUGAACAUGGAAAAAAAUACGAGUUUGUUGCAGUGAAGGAUUAUUCUACUGAAACAGGUAACAAAGUUGAAAGUUGUGGUAUAUACGUAUGUGCACAACACCCAUUCUUGGGUUGUUCCCCCGACGGUCUGGUAGGCAAAGAUGGAAUUAUUGAGGUGAAAUGCCCGUACAGUUGUAAAGAUCUUGAAAUAUCUCCAGCAAAUGUACCAUACUUAAAGUACAAUGACCGUGGUGAAAUGGCUCUGAAGGAGAAUCAUAACUACUACUAUCAGGUUCAGGGAAACCUGAUCUGCACCGGCAGACAAUGGUGUGAUUUUAUAGUGUGGACAUUUAAAGAUGUGAGCAUAAUGAGGAUCCAACGAAAUAACACAUUUAUUGAAGAAGCCACCACAAAAUUACAGUACUUCUUCAAUCAUCACUUUAGGAAAGCAGUGUUGGACAAGUAUUUUUACAGGGAAACUUACAAGUAUGCAUUUUGUUCUAAACCAAUGGAGGAAUGACAACAAUGCUGAAAAUAAACUUUCAUUUCUGAGAUCUACUUGGUUGGUUGUCUGUGGUUCUCCUGUAGACUUAAUAUCAACUGAUGCAUGUAUGUAUUUUUAAUGGGCUAUUGCUUCAUAUUUUGUUUCUACAGACUCACUUAUCAUGUUUUUUUUACAGUGUGAUGCCACUUUGUUAAAAGAUUUCGCACUAAAUUGGUGUCAAUUAUAAUGACAUUUGAAACCACCUUAACGCAAGGUUAGAGGCUUGUUAAUGUUUU